Messenger RNA from Penicillium atrosanguineum, 729 nucleotides. Its product is annotated as DUF2458 domain-containing protein. The transcript has 3 exons. Lineage: Eukaryota; Fungi; Ascomycota; Eurotiomycetes; Eurotiales; Aspergillaceae. The coding region runs from base 1 to 729 and encodes 242 amino acids. The record is from RefSeq and is a predicted model, not a curated record.
AUGGCGGACAAUCCUUACAACUCGUCUGACCUGAAUUCGGUACUGCAGACGUUAUCCAGCUUAGCAUCGCUGAACAGCUCUCAAAAUGCAUCAAUACCUCGAAGAGAGGCUCCUCAGAUACCACAAAGACAGAAGCAGGAGAUCCGCCCAUCAGAGAGGCCAUAUUCCAAUCCGCCAAGGUCAAGCACGGGGACCCCUACCACCGACCCAGCAACUAUCACCACCUGGCCGGCCGCCCUGCGCUAUGUAAUGCGUGCCGUCGGCCAAAGCGAAGAAACCCAACUUCGAAUCCGCGGUCUGAUUAGAAGUCAACAUAGCCAUGAGCAACAAUGGUGGAAGGCCCGCGAGAUCCUUCUCGGGAAGCAACAAGCCCGCGGAGAGAAAAAGAAGGAGCUCGAUGCUGUAUUACGCUCUAUUGGCGCACCCGUCGACUCGAAAGAGGUAUCAAGUAUGGAAGAAGAUAAAGAAGAGCUCGCAAACUACGACGCCAAAGUCUAUAGAGCUUCCGCGCAGAUGACAGAUGCCAUGACAGCGGAGCUACGCGGGCUCAAGAUACCCUUUUUUGUUAUUCAACAGAGCCUUAUCCAAGAGCCAACCGAAUCGAACUCUAUCAAAGGAUUCUCUGCUCAGGAGAAGAGGCUUGAAGGUUCAGCGACUGUGACGAAAGCUGAGUUGGCUUCGUUACAACGGCGCAUGCUAGAAUUGCUUCAGGAUCUUUGCAAGGAAUGA